Fukomys damarensis (Damara mole-rat) is the source of this 1676-nucleotide messenger RNA. Its product is annotated as serpin B9. Gene Ontology annotation, molecular function: serine-type endopeptidase inhibitor activity. Lineage: Eukaryota; Metazoa; Chordata; Mammalia; Rodentia; Bathyergidae. The transcript is spliced from 7 exons. The record is from RefSeq and is a predicted model, not a curated record. Gene Ontology annotation, cellular component: cytoplasm. Gene Ontology annotation, biological process: negative regulation of endopeptidase activity. The coding region runs from base 70 to 1200 and encodes 376 amino acids.
AGCAUCUUCCAGCGUUCCUGCGAUCUGGGUGUCUUCCAGGCUCCAGUAGGACAUUGCCAGACCUGCAUCAUGAGCACACUGUGUGAAGCCAAUGGCUCCUUUGCCUUCAGCCUUUUAAAGCUCCUGGGCCAGGAUGACCCUGCAGGCAACGUCUUCUUCUCUCCUGUGAGCCUCUCCUCCACCAUGGCCAUGGUCCUACUGGGGGCCAAGGGCGACACGGAGUCCCAGAUUGCCCAGGUGCUGGCUUUAAACCCCAAGAAGGAUAUUCACUUCGGCUUCCAGUCACUCCUCACCACAGUGAACAGGCCUGAUGCUCCGUACUCCCUCAGCAUCGCCAACAGGCUCUUUGGAGAUGAGAGCUGUGAAUUUCUCCCUUCCUUUACAGAGUCCUGUCUGAAGUUCUACCAUGCUGAGGUAGACCAGCUGCCCUUUGCCAAAGCUCCAGAGAAGUCCAGGAAGCUCAUAAACAGCUGGGUGUCCAAAAAGACGGAAGACAAAAUUCAGGAGUUGUUGGCAGAGGACUCAAUUGGUCGUGGGACCAGGCUGGUUCUGGUGAACGCCGUCUACUUCAAAGGAAGGUGGGACAAAAAGUUUGCGGUGUCCUCCACAAGGACAGUGCCUUUUACAGUGAACCAGAAGGAGAAGAAGCCCGUGCAGAUGAUGUACCGGGAAGCCACGUUCCCCCUGGCCCAGGUGAGGGAGGUGCGGGCCCAGGUGCUGGAGCUGUCCUACAAUGGCCACGAGCUGAGCAUGGUCAUCCUACUCCCUGACAAAGGCGUGGACCUCAGCACGCUGGAAGACACCCUCACUUUUGAGAAAUUCCAAACCUGGACCAGUGCAGAGCGGAUGAAGCGUACAGAAGUUGAGGUUUUCCUCCCGAGAUUUAAACUGCAGGAAGAUUAUGACAUGUGCUCUGUGCUGAAGCGCUUGGGCAUGGAGCAUGCCUUUGAGGAGGGCUGUGCUGACCUGUCCGGGAUGGUGGCCGACAGCAACCUGAGUCUGUCCAAGUUCGUGCACAAGAGUGUGGUGGAGAUCAACGAGGAGGGCACAGAGGCCACGGCGGCAUCAGCUUGUAUGGCUGUACCUUGCUGUGCUUCAGAAUCUAGAUCUGUGUUCCGCGCGGACCACCCCUUCCUGUUCUUCAUCAGGCACAACAAGACCAAUAGCCUGCUCUUCUGUGGCAGGUUCUCCUCACCCUGAGGGUGCCCUUGCCGUGCAUGCCAGCAGUUCCCUCUGUGUUGCUAAAUCCCCCCAUGCUCCAUGCAGAUGGCUCCCAGGAAAACUCCCACUGCAGCCUAGGUCAGAGCCUGGUCUCUGAGAACCCGCUGUCAGCAUAGCCUCUCAGUGUGCUGUGCUCAGCGCUCCUGCCCUGCCCGCUUACCUGUGCUCCCGCCUGAGAGAAGGGACAACAGACUGCCGUGGUGACCGUAGGGCACCGUCCAGAUUCCAGAGCGCAGCAGCCUGCACAGUUUUCCUGCGUGGCCUCACAAGUCCUCACACUCGUGUCACGCACUCAUUCCUAUGGUUACCGUGUACUUCCUCACACCCCACACCUUAUCACUCCCCUUAACUGACUCCUAAACAGUAAUCCCCGCUGCUGGAUGCUGUUGUUCCUCCUCCAGUUUUCCUGGUGCCUGCAAUUUUAAAGAAGCACACAUUUUAGUUUUAUUUUCUUU